Caenorhabditis sp. 36 PRJEB53466 is the source of this 1620-nucleotide messenger RNA. The record is from the annotation of a GenBank genome assembly. NCBI's taxonomy places the organism in Eukaryota, Metazoa, Nematoda, Chromadorea, Rhabditida, Rhabditidae.
AUGCCACGAGUCAAAAUUCUCAAGCGUACCGGGACGCACCCUCAACCGGAGCAGAAAUCUGCGAAAAAGCCGACCCCCGAAAAGACUGGAACACGAAAGACGGACGGAAAAAGGAAUACGGCACGGAAAAACUUGAAGGCGAACUUGGAAGAAGAGCCAAUGGAGCAAUUGGCAUUCGAGUCAGUGUUGCAAUUACAGAGAAACAUGCAAAAAGUGUUGUUUCAGAGAUGAAUCGAGUUCUCUGGCCGCAUCGGCAAUAGAAAACUAUUUUAUGCAAGGGAAGACGGCUGCGGAAUGCAUGAAUACGGCGAGAGUUCGGAGAGGAAGACGUGCUGCGAAUGCGGGAGACGACGAAGCUGAGGAGGAUGAAGACGUCGACAGUCUGACGGCAGAUUUCACCAAGUGCGAUCUUCCGGGUCUCCGUGACUACAUUGUCAGCCGAAACGAAUCUGACUCUGUCAUUGAACAACGCGCGAAUCUCGAAAGAACAGAAUUCGACAAGUGGGUUCUGUACCUCGCUUCCGGAUUCAAUAUUCUGAUCCAUGGAGUCGGUUCUAAACGCGAAGUGCUCACAAAGUUCGAGGAGAAACUAAAAGAUCUGACAUACAUGAGAGUGGACGCACGGAAAGAUGGGCUCAGCCCAAAGCACUGCUCUCCGCCAUCAAUAAGCACAUGAGUCUGAACCAGAAUGUAACAGAGAAAAGUUAUUUUGACUGAAACGGGCAGUUUUCAGAUCAGACGAGGACAGUCGACGAGCGAAUGGGCACGGGCGAUUCGACGUAAUCUAAAACGAGCCGCUCUGCAACUAAUUCUGAUAAUCGACAACAUUGAGGCACCGGACUGGAGGUGACACACUCAUAUUUUAAAAAGAUCAGAAUGAAUCCUUUCAGAAAUGAUCAAGAAGCGCUUUGCGAAUUGCUUGAAGAUCGGGAUAUUGUCAAACUGAUCGCGACUGUCGAUCAUGUCUAUUCCACUUUCAUUUGGAAUUCUGUACGUACUCUGUAACUCUUCUCUUCGAAAAUUUAUUUUCAGCGUCAAAUAUCAACUCUCUCUUUUGUUCAUAUCACCGUCAACACAUUCGAGAUUCCAUUCCACGAGCUUAUGACCGGAGAGUCACGUCUUCUUGGCCUUGAUGCCCGUUCCAAUCAAUCCUCGCACACAAUUUCUUCUCUUGACGUCUUUUGGAAAUCACUCGCUUCCAACUCUCAAAAAUUGUUCCGUCUCUUCUUCCAAAUGUAUUUCGAAACGAAGAAGCCGGUGAAGUUUUGGGAUCUCUUCAAUGCGGCCAAGUUCAAAAGAAAAACCGUUAUGGCUCAUUUCAUUCUGUCAUUUCAGGGACGAUUUUAUAGCCUCAACUGACGCCGCUCUCCGUACGCAGCUCGUCGAAUUCAAAGAUCAUCGGGUUCUGAAGUGAGUGCAUUUCUGCAUAAAUUCGUGUCUCAAUUGUCCCUGAACCCUUCAACAUUUGAACAUAUGCCUGCCAGAUGCCCAUCUCCGUUUUCCAGGUGGACUCGCGGUGACGACGGGAACGAUCAGCUGUCCGGAAUGGUCGAAUUGAAGCUGGUAACCGAAUUUCUCGAGUCGAAGGGCAUGCCGUUGGUCGUCGAGAAAGACGAGUAG